Molecule: messenger RNA, 3056 nt
Organism: Plutella xylostella (diamondback moth)
Lineage: Eukaryota; Metazoa; Arthropoda; Insecta; Lepidoptera; Plutellidae
Gene: Cog1
Product: conserved oligomeric Golgi complex subunit 1
Biological process (GO): intra-Golgi vesicle-mediated transport
Cellular component (GO): COG complex; Golgi apparatus
Source: RefSeq, a predicted model, not a curated record
AUGACAACUAAACAGCCAGCAAUUUGGCAAAAAAACCAUAAUAAUAAUUUGCAUUGCAUGUUUUGUGUGAUAUCUUCAAAUAUCCUAUAAACACAAACUUGAAGUAUCAAAAAUAAUAUUCCCAGUGUUUUAUACUGAAAAAUGUCGAAGCCAAACUUGCUGCAGAUAGUUCCGGACGAGCUUUUUCAGACGCAUUUUAUAGCCGAUAUUGAUCAUGUUCAGAAGACAUUGCAAUAUGAAAUCGAAAGAAAAAGGGAAGAAUUGCGAGCCAUGGUUGGGGAGAAGUACCGUGACCUAAUACAGGCUGCAGACACCAUUGAGGAGAUGAAGGAAACUACGGCCAGCACCCUCAACCACAUCAAUGAGAUGAUAUCAGCAUGCAGGAACUUACAUGACACACAUUUGGUGGGGUUCAAAAUUGAAAACAAACCUUCAAUGCAAAGCUUACAUCUAAAUGCUGACCCGAUGCAUGGAAUAUCAGUGCAAGUGAAAUUGUUAAUGGAAAUACCUGAGAAGAUAUGGACUUGUAUUGAAGCUGAAGACUUUGUGCAAGCCACACAGCUAUUCAUCAUGGCGAGGCAUGUCAAUACAGGCUUACAACUUCAAAUUGGUGGCAAAAAUAUAAAACCUGGGCUUCAGUCAGUGCAGCGGUUAGUGCAGCAACAAUGGAGCUCCAUCUCAAAUUUCAAUCAAACAAUCAUAGAUCUGUGCAAGCAGAAACUGCAAGAUGUGAAUAUUAGUGUGGAGGUAGCGUGCUCAUGCCUGGUGAGCCUGUACCUACUCGACUGUCAGAGCAUGUCGGAACUCCUCGAGACCCUCAUAGCAUUGACAAGUACCUCCAGCCUGAAGUCCACACUGAGCUUCGACCUCACCAAGUUGAUCAAAGGAGAUAUCAAAGCUGAAAUCAAGGAGAAGAUUGUGAAUGCCGUCAAGAUUGUUAUGAAGACUGUUGUACUGGUUUACGCGUGUUUUGUUGAUAACAAUGGUGGUGAGGUAUUGACCAACUUGCAGAAAUUAUACAAGAAAGAUUCUCAGCCAUUGAUAGAACUGGUACAGUUCAGCAAUCCUGGAGAUUUGAAACUUUUGCCACCAGUUAUUGUUAAUUACCGAUUAUCAUCUAAUAAGGAGAUACAGCCAUUGGACAAGGAAGUCAUAACUCAAUUUGUGCAGAAAUGGAGCGAGUGGAUACAAUCGUACAUGAACGAAAAUGUGAAGAAUCUUCUGCAAAACGUCACCAGAGUCAGAGUGCUGCAUGAGAUUAGGGAAGCUGCGUUUAAAGUUGAUACACCCGAAAACUGGUCAGUGAUUUGCUCAUCACUGGGGAUCCCUGAAGUUCACGUAUGGUGCCACUAUUUCCAACCUCUCCUGACCAAUCGCGUCAAAGAUAUCAUAGACAACAGAUGGGACAAACUCUAUGACUCGUUCAAGACACAAAUGUUGGUGGACCUGACCAGCGUAUCGGCGGAUAAUGAGGUUGAAAAAGAAGCUGAUAUCAACUGGUUUGUGUGGAAAGACCUCAUUGGGGAUACUGUGAUUGAGACUAGAGGGGAUGUGGUGAAAGUCAUGAACUCUCUUAUGAAAGGUAUGUGGCUUCAAGACCGAGGCUACACGAAAUCGCUCGAGAAACUUUGUCUGUCGCUUGAUACUGAACUACAAAAGUUGCUCGAAGACCUAAAGGUGUAUUUACACAAUGAUAAGAGAACAAGUACAGACAAGUUAUUCUCGUACGAAGACGACGGAGAAGUGGAACAAGUCUACAGUGAUAAAACGGUGGUGCAAGAUUAUCUUAGACAAGUGUCGGAUAAAAUUGUUCAUAGCAUUCUUCAAUACAUAAAGGCGUGCUUCGACGAAUCAACACUCCAAUCCGAAUUACAACAGAAAACAACUGCAAUCUACACGGCGCGGUUCACACAAGCCAUUCCCAACCUUGUGCCUCAUUUACAUAAGUGCUAUAUUACAACCGAUAGCCAAUCCUAUUCAAGUAUCGACAAUGAUUCGAUAAAGCGAUGGAAUGACAUGUGUGCCAAGUUAAAGGAAUGUUGUCUCUAUUGCUGGGGUAACUGGGUCGAUAUUGCAAUGAAGAGGGUCACUGAUUUGACAAAAGGAUUGCCUCAAGAGUUUACAUUGGAGGCUAACAUCGAUUAUUUGAUGAUGCAAUGGGAUGUCAUCAAGAUCGAAGAGAAAGACGACGAAGGCAACGCCAUAGAAACAUCAAUAAAAGUGCCUUCAGGACCCUCCCUUAAACUACAAGAAUACCUAUACGCCACCAGUCGUAUACUAGACGAAAUAGUACCGCACACGCUACCCACAGAAAUACACGCAAGCUUCGUAGACAAAGUAGCCGACAUCACUUUCGAACACUACAAUAAAGUCAUAAGAAAGAGCGAGAAGGAUAUAAAUCAGCGUUGCGCGCUUCAAUUGUUAAUGGAUGUGAGACAUCUGACGUUUUUGCUAGUGCCAAGAGAGAAUAAACAAUGUAUGGAGUUUUCUCAUGAGAUAUGCGAGUAUUUGAGACAGAAAAUCGAUCCGUUUGACUAUGACGUGUUCUAUCCGUACAUUCAGACCAAUUUGAAGAGAUCGGUGCAAAGAGUUCAGACGCUCCUAGGCAGCCUCAUCCUCCAGCACAACCAACUCUCCGGCGUACUCGGCUCAGCGGCGCCCCCUGGCGGCGCGUCACCCGCACUGCUGGCGGGCGCGGGCGCGACGAGGCCUUGGUUCUCGCUGCUGCCGGUCGCGGCGCCACUGGCUGUUAGGGCUGAACAGCAAAAGAAGAAACCGCAAGUGUCAGCCAGUCCUAACAAGGCGGCGAAGUCGGAAAUUUCCGAUUUGAUGUCGAACUCCUUGCCCAUAAACUUGGCGGCAGCGCGGUCCGGCGCCGCCUCUUUCUUCUCUAUGACCAGCGACUGGUUCAGCGGAUCUUAGAACAAUAACAGCUGCACGCACCGAGUGUCCCAAUCACGAUUAUUGUCGGAUCUAAGCGAUAGUUAAUUCGAUAGCAAUUUGUAUGACAUCUUGAUCAGCGCACCUGUCAGUAACGUUAGAAACUAAUAAAACGC